AUGUCUUUUGCUUCCAUUUAUGUAUCGUUUCUUCUGCUUCUAACCCUCGUCAACGCCGCACCGUUUGCGCUUCAAAAGAGAGCGAUUUCUCAAGAUUUGUUCAAUGAACUGUCAUUCUUCGAACAAUACUCGGCUGCCGCAUACUGUCCGAACAAUAACGUGGCCACUUCCACCUCCAAUAUUACGUGCGCGGCUGGGAACUGCCCCCUUGUUCAAUCGGCCGGGGCAGAGUCACUACUUGAGUUCCAAAAUGAAGGCCUAGAGGACGCGACUGGAUUCGUGGCUGUCGACCAUACAAAUCAGCUGAUAGUAAUGUCCUUCCGAGGCACUACAUCAUUCGAAAACAUACUCGCAGACAUCAAUUUGGUGAUGGAACCUUGGGACGUGUGCGAUUCGUGCACCGCACAUUCUGGCUUCCUUGAUUCCUGGCAGACUGUCAAACCACAGAUUCAGAACGUUCUCGCCAACGCCAAAGCUACUUAUCCUUCAUACCAGAUUAUUUCUACAGGCCAUAGCCUAGGCGGUGCAGUAGCGACGCUGGCUGCUGCUGACCUGAGAAGCUCAGGCUACGACAUUGCUUUGUACACAUACGGAUCGCCGAUGACAGGAAACUACUUUCUGGCAACGUUUAUCACGAACCAGUCGGGUGGCAACUACCGCGUGACCCAUGCCCAGGACCUGAUCCCCAAGCUGCCAGGCUACCCAAUCUUUGCCCACGUUUCACCCGAAUACUGGAUCACAUCGGCUACUAACGUAGCGGUGACGGUGAACGACAUCCAGGAGAGCACCGGCGUGUAUGAUUUGCAGGGUAAUCAGGGACAACUGGACAGCAGCAUUACGGAUCAUGGUUGCUUUCGCCAGUCUCCCAUCGUGCAGAAACUCAAACCUUAUGGAGCCGACAACAAGCCUGAGAAAGGCCUGAAGUUCCAGGACGCGGAACUCAGCAGAGAGCAGAUAUUGUCUAUCUUCGGACGCCACGCGCCACCUACUGAGUAUGCGAAUCGACUGCUUCGAAUCCUCCAUGGCCGCCGCCACGAUGGAACGCUGGAUCUGCCGCUUCCCAAGGACGUCGAGUCGCAGUUGGGGAAAUUCCCUCAUGCAGUCGAGGACGGUCUACGCUAUUUGAGGCAGACGUAUCCAAUCGACGAAGAUGAGGCGAUUCUGUACCGCAUUGAGCGAGAAGAGGACGAACUUCCAAAAGACCAUCCUUCGGUUUUAAUGCAACGGGGACAAGAUAUUGGUCUCUAUAGAGCACAUAACCCAUCGGAAGAACCCUACUACGGUCCCCAGAGCGGGCACUAUCAGGCCGAACUGAGCGAAAAGGAAAGCGAUCCGUAUGGAAGGAGUGAACUGGACAGGAUCCGUGCAGAAAAUGAAGCCAAACGCGAACAGGAAGAGGCGGAAUUGCAGGCACAAAUCGAUAAUGAAAUGGAGAAACUCGAAAAGAUCCAGACUGAGCGAUCGAAAGCCCUCGCCGCACGUCCAGAACAAGGAUUAGAGACGGCCAAGGAGCUGAGGCCGCCCAACAGUUUUGAGAGAUGGGUGCUGAGAGCUCGUAACCGAGCCCAGUCUAAGCUGACGCUCGAAUCGCCAGAGAUCGCUCAGAUGACCAUGUUGCAGCGCCUCUUUCCUUCACUUCUCCUCGUUGCCUUGUUAUGUGGUGGUUCCUACCUCUUUGCCCAGGCCUGGACUCGACCAAAGCAGUCCGACCGACUCUUUCCAGCGGUGUCGCUUUCAUUCGCCACCAUUGGCACUCUGAUUGCCAUCAACACCGUUGUGUGGCUGGCUUGGAAGUUCCCGCCUUGCUGGUCUAUGCUGAACAAAUACUUCUUGUUUGUUCCCGCCUAUCCUUAUGCACUCAGCAUGCUGGGAAACUUGUUUAGCCACCAAACACUAUGGCACUUGACGAUGAACAUGGGCGCUUUGGCGAUCUUUGGUCUUCCUCUUCACGAAGAAAUCGGCCGCGGUAACUUUCUAUCCAUUUACUUCACCUCGGGUCUGAUAGGAGGCUUUGUGAGUUUUGCGCGCCACGUUGCUCAACGCAAUUUGGCAACUUCUGUUCUUGGGGCGAGUGGAUGCGUGUAUGGCAUCAUAUCUGCAUAUCUUGCCCUCCACUCCCGCGAUAACUUCUCUCUUAUAUUUAUUCCCCACGAGUGGACGGACAAACUGUCUUUCAACGGCCAGACAGUCUUGGUGCUCCUUACCGUGAGCCAAGUUUUUGGAGCACUAGGGCGUCUGGGAAGGUACGACUACAUUGACCACUUAGGGGGGAUGGCGGUGGGUUACGCCUAUGCUCGAUGGCUACAGAGCAAAGGGCAUAGGCGAAGGGAAGACACGACCAGACUGGGUUCAUGGUGGACGAACCUGGUCGGGAAAAAGCCGUGA
Molecule: messenger RNA, 2385 nt
Organism: Fonsecaea multimorphosa CBS 102226
Lineage: Eukaryota; Fungi; Ascomycota; Eurotiomycetes; Chaetothyriales; Herpotrichiellaceae
Exons: 6
Coding region: 1-2385 (794 amino acids)
Biological process (GO): lipid catabolic process
Cellular component (GO): membrane
Molecular function (GO): serine-type endopeptidase activity
Source: RefSeq, a predicted model, not a curated record